Messenger RNA from Stegodyphus dumicola, 972 nucleotides. RefSeq lists its product as uncharacterized. NCBI's taxonomy places the organism in Eukaryota, Metazoa, Arthropoda, Arachnida, Araneae, Eresidae. Gene Ontology annotation, cellular component: cytoplasm. Gene Ontology annotation, biological process: protein modification process. Gene Ontology annotation, molecular function: protein-L-isoaspartate (D-aspartate) O-methyltransferase activity. The record is from RefSeq and is a predicted model, not a curated record.
AUAAGAAAUUCAAUAAAGAAGUAAUGAAAUUUUUGAGAAAUUAUUUACGUAUUGAAUAUGGCAUCAACUGAACUUUAUUGUUUUUCAUCUUUGAUGAAGUGGAAUUUACAUCUAGUGACGACUUUUUAAUCAGUAUUGGAAGUUAUUAUUAAUCGAAGUUUCAGGUUCUGUCUAGUAAAGGUCCGGAAUGGGUGGAGCAGUCAGUGCUGGAAAGAAUAAUGAUGAACUUAUUGAUAAUUUAGUUGAAGCUGAAUUUAUCAAAACUCCUUUAGUUCAGCGUGUAUUUAGAGCUGUUGAUCGAGGCAAUUAUUACUCCCCAGAGCAUAAGGAAAAUGCCUAUAGGGAUAUAGCAUGGAGAAUGGGAAACCUGCAUUUGUCUGCACCAUGUGUAUAUUCUGAAGUUUUGGAAGCCUUGAAGCUCCGGCCUGGAUUAUCCUUCUUAAAUCUUGGAAGUGGCAGUGGCUAUCUUAGUACAGUAGCAGGAUUAGUUUUAGGUCCUUAUGGCACAAAUCAUGGGAUUGAAUUAUAUAGUGACAUAGUAGAUUUUGCAUAUGAAAGAUUAGAACAUUUUUUAAAGAAUUCAAUGGCAGUUGAUGAAUAUGAUUUUUGUGAGCCCUCAUUUGUGGUUGGUAACUGCUUGAUGCUUGACAGCAGCUGUCAACAAUAUGAUAGAGUUUACUGUGGAGCAUCUUGUCCAGAAGAAUAUGAAACUUAUAUUAAAAACCUAGUCAAAAUUGGGGGUAUCUUAAUCAUGCCUCUCAAUGAAAAGAUAACAAAUAUGAAAGACUAAGUGCAACGUUGUAACAAACUUCAUUUCCGUCCAUCGACUCCUAAUUUUUUUCUGAAUCCAUUUGAAAUUAACAAAAUUCAAGGUGAGUUUUCCAUUUCCAAUAUAAUUGUGACCCAAAAAGCAUCUAGAGAAUUAGAAUUAAUAGAGAUGCAAGAAGAUCAAGCUCUGCAAUUAAAAUAUAA